AUGAAAGGGGAGCUGGACGAGGAGGAAGGGAAGCCGUCGGAAGAACAACCGCUACGAGGACGGCGACGACGGCAACUGUAUACCGCCGAGGAGGAGAAGGCUGUCGUGCGCAAGUUUGACCGGAAGUUGGUGGUGUUUGUCGCUCUGCUGUAUCUGCUGAGCUUUCUGGACCGGUCGAACAUUGGUAACGCCCGUGUUGCCGGGAUGGACGAGGAUCUACAGUCGGUGCCACCCCGCGAGGGCUGGUACGAGUGGGCACUUGGCGCCUUUUACAUCGCCUACAUCGUCUUCGAGUGGAUGGCGCUUCUUUGGCGGGUCAUACCGGCGCACAUCUACGUGGCCGCGCUGGUCAUGUCGUGGGGCGUGACGGCCUCGCUGCAAGCCGUGGCUGUCAAUUACCCCAUGCUCAUCUGCUUGCGGGUUCUCCUAGGCAUUGGAGAGGCGGGCUUUACGGGCGUGCCAUUCUACCUGUCCUUCUUUUUCAAGCGGCACGAACUGGCGUUUAGGACCGCCAUUUUCGUAUCAGCCGCUCCUCUAGCGACGUCCUUCGCUGCCUCCCUAGCUUGGGUGAUCGUCAAGCUCGCCGAGUACAGCCCCAUCGCCCCGUGGCGCCUGCUCUUCCUUAUUGAAGGCUUCCCUUCUGUCCUCGUUGCGGGCAUCGCGUGGCGCAUCAUCCCCGACUCGCCGCAAACAGCCCCCUACCUCACGCGGCGCGAAAAGAAGGUCGCCCGCCUACGCCUCCAACCCUCCAGCAGCAGCAGCAGCACCACCACCACCUCCUCCACCCCCCUCCGUGACACCCUCGCCGUGCUGACCGACCCGGCCGCGUGGCUCACAGCGCUCAUCUUCCUGCUCACCAACAUGGCCUACUCCUCCCUGCCCGUCUUCCUCCCCACCAUCCUCACCGCCAUGGGCCACACGCCCCUCCAAGCCCAGGCCCUCUCCGCGCCCCCUUACCUAGCCGCCUUCGCCAUCGUGCUCGCCACGGCCUGGGCCUCGGACGCGAUGCGCGCGCGGUCCCCGCUCCUCAUCACGCACGCGCUCGCGUCCGCGGCCGGGUACGCCGUGCUCGCGCUGGCCGACAGCCCGCUGCUGCGGCUCGACCCGGGCAGCACCAUGCGCUACCUGGCCGUGUACCCGGCGGCGGUGGGGUUUUUUAACGUGGUGGUGCUGACCAUCGCGUGGAGCAUCAACAACCAGCGCGGCACGGCGCGCCAGGGGGCUGGGUUCGCUUUGCUGCAGGCUGUUGGGCAGUGCGGCCCGCUUGUUGGGACGCGUCUGUACCCGGACGCGGACGCCCCCUACUACACGCGCGGCAUGACUGUUUGUGCGGUGGCUAUGUGUGGGGUGGCGCUGCUGGCGGUCGGGUUGCGGGCUUGGUUGGGGAGGGUGAAUCGGCGGUGGGAUCGGGAGGAGGGGGUUGGUAGUGGUGAGGAGGGUGUUGGGGGGGAAGGGGAGGCGCUGGUUGGGGGUGGAGAGGCGGGUUCUUCGGGGAGGGAGAAGGGGUUUCGGUAUAUGUUGUGA
Chaetomium fimeti is the source of this 1524-nucleotide messenger RNA. Its product is annotated as major facilitator superfamily domain-containing protein. Lineage: Eukaryota; Fungi; Ascomycota; Sordariomycetes; Sordariales; Chaetomiaceae. Gene Ontology annotation, biological process: transmembrane transport. The record is from RefSeq and is a predicted model, not a curated record. Gene Ontology annotation, molecular function: transmembrane transporter activity. Gene Ontology annotation, cellular component: membrane. The transcript has 3 exons. Bases 1 to 1524 code for a protein of 507 amino acids.